AAUUAUUCAUCCUUCCUGGGGAAAAUUUAUCUUCUCGGCUGCAGAUUUGCUCGUUGGCUUCUUUAUAUGGGUCAUUUUGAAGCAAAGAAAGGUGCCUGAAGAUUUAUGUACAUAUGCUGUGAUGGUAUGGCUCCUGAAUCCAUUCACAUUCACCAUUGGAACCCGUGGGAACUGUGAGCCCAUUGUUUGUGCCAUGAUUUUGUGGAUUAUUAUCUGUCUCAUGAAGGGUAGCAUCUUGCAAGCUGCAUUUUGGUAUGGGUUUGUUGUUCACUUCAGGAUUUAUCCCAUAAUUUAUGCACUUCCCAUUGUCAUUGUUCUCGAUCCACACUUUUUUCAAUCUGGCCUUAGGCCCAUUCUCUGGCAUUGGACAUCUGCUCAAGCAAAGGAUUCACAAAUUGAUUCAGAAGUGAUUGACCGUCAUGAUAUGUGGACUGCAUUUAAAAGCAUAUUCACAAGAGAGAGAAUUAUGUUUGGAUUGGUCUCAGGGAGUGUCCUCUUUUUAUGGACUGGUCUCUUUUUCUAUUUGUAUGGAUGGGAAUUCCUUCACGAGGCUCUGUUAUACCACCUUACUCGAACAGAUCCAAGGCACAACUUUUCCAUCUAUUUCUACCAUAUCUAUCUGCACUACGAGCAUGAACUAUCAGUACUGGAAAAGCUCAUCUCAUUUUUGCCCCAAUUGAUAGUGCAGCUGGUUCUUAUUUCCUCCUUGGCAAAGGAUCUCAUAUUCUGCUUUUUUGUACAGACAGUGGCAUUUGUAGCUUUCAAUAAGGUUAUUACAGCCCAAUAUUUUGUGUGGUUCUUUUGCUUGUUUCCUCUUGUCUUGCCAUGGAGUACUAUGAAGCUUAAAUGGGAAGGCCUUUCUUGCAUUCUUCUAUGGAUGGGAGCUCAAACCCAUUGGUUGAUGUGGGGUUACCUGCUUGAGUUCGGAGGCAAGAACGUUUUUCUACAGCUUUGGGUGGCUAGCUUAAUUUUUAUGGCUGCUAAUACGUUUGUCAUGAUAAUGACCAUCCAGCAUCAUAGAUACUCCCCACUAUUUAAAUGCCUUGCAAAGUCCAAGAAUUCUGUGAAAAUUGAGUGAGGAAAUGACCCUGCAACCAUUGUAGAUUUGGGGAUUCCCUUUGUUUAACUAAGGUUUUGACAUUAAUCCUAUUAGAACAUUUGACUAACCAUGUGAAAUUUAAUUUGCAGCAAUUCAUUUUUCUGUCAAGAUUGUUGUAGCAAUUUGAGGGUUCUGAGUUUGUAACUCUAUGUAGAUUAGCUUGUAGAAACAGGUAGUAGAGGGUUGAAACCAUUGAUGUUUAGCAAGCAUAAGUUAAUCAAAUUAUAUCUUUUGUUAGUUUCUGGUAUUUUGUUUUUGAUUAUUAGUCCAGAGAAAGAGUAUUUUUUGUUAAAUCAAGUAUUGUUAUGUUUUUUUUUUCUCACUUUUUCAUCUUCCUACAAUUACAGCUCAAACUAAACCAGUAUUUAGGGCAACUACUUUCUGUACUUUUAACUUAGAAUUUAAAUUGCAUGUACCUAAACACAUUUAUGGUAUCAUAUAACCGAUGAAGUCUUCUUCAGAGUAUGUGUGUUUUUGGAUGACUAGAAUUUGAAACAUUGGUAUUGAAGUCUGAAGAAGCCCAGAGAUCCCAACAAUCCCCAGCUCUGGGCACUCCACUUGGUAAAAUCGUAAUAGAUGAGUUCCAUCGCACAUCCUUACCUACCAUAAAAAAUCAGUAAAUUUCCCUUAUUCUCUUGUGGCCAUAGUUUCUGCCCCAUUACUUAGUAGAAGGAAUGCAGCAGGCAAGUGAGUGACACAGGAACAUGCAUACUUUAGGUUUCUUUGAUCCUACCAUUCUGCAUUGGUGAGCUUGAAAGUGCUUUGAAGGUUCAUUCUAACCCUUUAAAAUCCAGUCUUGUAAUUGUGCCCCAAUUGUAUAUCUUGCUAGAAAAAUUUUCAUUGCAGUAACUUUCUUAGAGAUGUGUGUUUAUAAAUAGAAGUUAAAUUAAGUU
Rubroshorea leprosula is the source of this 1992-nucleotide messenger RNA. NCBI's taxonomy places the organism in Eukaryota, Viridiplantae, Streptophyta, Magnoliopsida, Malvales, Dipterocarpaceae. The record is from the annotation of a GenBank genome assembly.